Molecule: messenger RNA, 3531 nt
Organism: Phyllopteryx taeniolatus (common seadragon)
Lineage: Eukaryota; Metazoa; Chordata; Actinopteri; Syngnathiformes; Syngnathidae
Product: ankyrin repeat and SOCS box protein 2-like
Exons: 10
Coding region: 521-2470 (649 amino acids)
Biological process (GO): intracellular signal transduction
Molecular function (GO): protein binding
Source: RefSeq, a predicted model, not a curated record
UAUUUGCUCAAAAUAAUGCUACUAUAUGUUUGUGAGAAGAGCUUAGUGUGCAUCUGUAAAGGAAUGUGGCAAGCAAAACGUCUACGCAGUGUCGCGUAACCCUCUCAGGUCACCUCGCGAACAACGUAGCCGAUAUGUAGACCGAAGCACCCCGCCCCCCACGGUGAGACCGUUGGAAAGCCUAACAAUACGUGCUGGGGACGAGCUCUGCCUGAAGGUCCACGAGGGCCGUGCAAAAGAGGUCCUCGGACCCCCCGCGUAUGCAACGAGCGACCGAAACACUAAAGUGUCCCUGCAACAGCGGUACCGUGCGUCAACAGUAGCGACAGCGUGAAAUGGAGACCGUGCACAAAGGUCCCACGCCACGUUAAAGGUCACGUGCGGUAAGACGAGAGGCGGCUGCUAAAAAAAGAAAGGGGCCGCUCGCUGGCAGAACGCGGACGGCUCGUCGCGGCUCUGCAAACGGGAAACUUGUCUUCGCGGAGACGUUCGCUCCCGGGAACGUCUCAAAGUUUCCGUCAUGGCGGACGCGGCGGGAUGGGACGAUUAUUCGGCGUACGGCGACCUGAGCGACGACGAGCUGCUGCGGCUCGCCGUCGAGCGCAGCCUGCUGGACGCCCCCGCCGAGCCCGCCGCGGGCCUGCGGCCUCCUGACCUGAAGGUCAACAAAGUUCAACGAGUUGCAUCUGAGCAGCAAGGCCCCGCCCACUACAGCUCGCCAAACCCGCCGAGACAAAAGCCCCCCGACGUAAAGACUUUCGAGGGCAGCGUCAGCCCUUUCACCACCGGCGCCGGGAAGAAGAUGUUGGCUUUCCGCAAAUGGGACGGCACUUUGGUCCACGUCGGGCCAGAGCUUCAGGAGAAGGAGGAGCCCCUGUUCCAAGCGAUCCGCGCGGGCGACGUGGCUCACCUGAAGGCUCUGAUGGCGUCUUCCGGAACCGACCCGAUGCCGCCGGGCUGGCUGGCCGUCCACCAGGCGGCGUUUUACGGCCAGGAGGCGUGCCUCAGGGUCCUUCUGUCGGCCCAGCCGGGGACGGUCAACAAGCGCAGCGAGCACGGCGAGACGUCGCUGCUGGUGGCCGUCGGCAGGGAGCAUCCGCCGUGCGCUCGACUUCUGCUGGAGAACGCCGCCGAUCCCGACGCCGCCAACCGGGAUCGCGAGACUCCGCUGUACAAAGCCUGCGAGAGGGACAACCCGGCGCUGGUGGCGCUCUUGCUCAAUCACGGAGCGGCGGUCGACGCCAAGUGCUUCCAGGGCUGGACGGCCCUGCACGAGGCCGCGUGCCGCAACAACGUGGAGAUCUGCCAGAUGCUCCUGAAGGCUGGCGGCAAACACAGCCCAAAAGACAAUUACGGCAUCACGCCGUUGUUCACCGCGGCUCAGAGCGGACAAGUCGCCUCUCUGCGUCUCCUGGUCAAACACGGCGCAGACAUCAACAGUCAAGCUGCAGACGGAGCGACGGCUCUCCACGAAGCCGCUAAGAACGGCCACGCCGACGUCGUGGAGUUCCUCCUUUCCCAGGAAGCGGACGCCAACAUCGCAGGGAAGGCGGGACUGCUGCCGCUGCACAUCGCCGCCCGCAAAGGAAGCGACACCGUCGUGUCCAUGUUGAUGCCGGCCACCAGCAAGACGAGAGUCCGCCGCGCCGGCAUCAGUCCGCUCCACGUGGCCGCCGAGCACAACCGGGACGACGUCCUGGAGACGCUGAUCCGGGCCGGGUUCGACGUCAACGCCCAGCUGUGCGAAGAGCGCUCCAGACUGUACGAGGACCGGCGCAGCACGCCGCUCUACUUGGCCGUCGUCAACUACAACGUGGACAACGUUCGCGCGCUGCUGGACGCCGGCGCCGAUCCCAACCUGGACGUGUUCGGGCCGCUCCUGGUGGCGGCGAGGCAAGGCUGCAUCGAGAACGUCACGCUGUUGGUGGAGGGCGGCGCCGACAUUAACGCUCGCGUCCCCACCCACCCCACCACCUUCCCCGCCAUCUUUAUGUUGGCCAUGAAGUACCUGCCCAUGUUCAAGUACCUGCUGGACAACGGCGGCGACGCCCUCUCCUGCUUCGACUGCGUGUACGGGAACGGCCCGCACCCGCCGCUCCAAACCACUAGGUCGCACCCGGGUCACCUGGGCUUCAUCGAAGGACAGCGUCCGCCCGUCGGGGUGACGCGAGGCGUUCAGUUCUGCGAAAUGAUCUCGGCCCCCGGCAUCAGCCGGUGGGCGGGGCCUAUCAUCGACGUGCUGCUGGACUACGUGGGUCACGUGCGCCUCUGCUCUCGCCUGCUCGACCACUUGGACAGUUUCGACGACUGGAGCGUCAUUAAAGACAAAGCCGCUUUGCCGAGGCGGCUGCUGCAGCUGUGUCGCGUGCGCGUCGUGCAGGUGGUCGGGCGGCGGCGCUUGAAGAGUUUGCCGCUCCCCGCGAGCCUCGUCCGCUUCCUGCAGCACCGGGAAGCUUCUGUGGAUUUCUGAACGCGGAUGCUGUUGUUUUUGUCGUCUGAAAUGUAAACGCAGUCGCUCGCCGUCGCCUUCUCUGGCAACGACGACCUUCCCAACAUGGCCCCCACGUAGGCACGUGCAGUAGCCGGGCUGGCGUAUCUCGUUUUUAUAGCUAUGCCCGCGAAGCCCAAUAGAAGACGACGUGCGCGGUCAUGUGACUGUCUUGUAUCGUUCGAUUGGUGAACUAGCGUUAAACGUCACAAGCGGUUACGUUGUAUCGGCGUAAACAGCGCCCAAUGCGGAAGUUGUAGUCUAAACAGAUCGCACACUGAAAAAAAACCAAACAAAACUGAUAAAUAAGCAAUAAUUGAUCAAGAAAAGUUGCGGAGCUGCGUAAAAGUACCGUGUCUUAACAUAAAUACUCAAGUAAAAGUAAAACGUAUGCUGCAUUAAAACUACUCUCACAAGUACAAUUUAUCCAAAAUGCUACUAGAGUAACUUGUCGCGGAGUAAAUGUAGCGCGUUUCUACGCAUCUCUGCUCCCUGGUCAGGAUUUCAUGUUCUCAAUAAAUGCGAUGAAAGACACACUAAAAGUGGUCUAGGAGCGCCCCUGCACACAAGCUGUUCCUCAGCCCAUUUUUUUUUGCUUUGACUUGCGAGCGCAAACCUUUUGCAUUGAUAGUUAGCCGUUUAGCUUGCAAUGGAAGAUGGAAAAAAGCAAGCCGCCAACAAUCCAUUUUCUGUACGGCUUCUCCUCACGCGGGUCGCGGGCGUGCUGGAGCCCAUCCCAGGUAUCUUCGGACGAGAGGCAGGGUACGCCCUCAACUGGGCGCCAGCCAAUCGCGGGGCACGUAAACACAAACAACCAGUCACACCUCCGGGCAAUUUAGAGUCUUCAAUCCGUGCAUGUUUUUGGGAUGUGGGAGGAAAGCGGAGUACCCGGAGAAAAGCCACGCAGGCAUGCGAAGAACAUGCAAACUUCACACAGGCGGGGCCGGGAUUUGAACCCCGGUCCUCAGCACUGUGGAGCAGAUGUCGUCCCCCAGCAGCUGCCAUCAUUUUCAAAAUUGGAACAAAUAAAGGCUUGAACUAUU